This is a messenger RNA of Monoraphidium neglectum, 474 nucleotides long. RefSeq lists its product as hypothetical. The transcript has a single exon. The annotation marks the transcript as partial. NCBI's taxonomy places the organism in Eukaryota, Viridiplantae, Chlorophyta, Chlorophyceae, Sphaeropleales, Selenastraceae. The record is from RefSeq and is a predicted model, not a curated record.
GCCGGCUUCCACCACACCCUGCGCAGUGGGGUGCGUGUUCUCAACCUCUUUGAGGCCGCGGCCAACGUGGACCCGCUGCAGUUCAGGAUGAGCAGGCCGCUGGGGCGCGAGGUGGUGGCGCGCGCGCAGGAGCUCACGGAGCAGUGGGCUGUUGAGCUCUGCGCGUCGCCGCGUCUCGCGGCGCAAGGCGGCGACAACAGCCCUGCAGCGUCGCGCGCGACCUCGCCGGCGGCGGGGCAAGCAAAGCGGGAGGCAGGCGGCGUCGAGGGUGCGCGGGCGGGCCGUGCCUACGAGGAGCGGCCCUCGACGCCCGGCCGCACGGCGCUGCAUUCGUCGAUGGGCGGCGGUGGGGUUGGGGCCGGUGCUUGGGAUGCGGCGGGCCAUGAGCUGGCGUACGGCUGCGACUGCCGACCAUGGUGGCUGGCAAGCGUGGACGAGGCGGCGGCGCACGGCGACUUUGGGCGUGGGAUGUAG